Ceratotherium simum simum (southern white rhinoceros) is the source of this 3100-nucleotide messenger RNA. The record is from RefSeq and is a predicted model, not a curated record. Lineage: Eukaryota; Metazoa; Chordata; Mammalia; Perissodactyla; Rhinocerotidae.
GCGCCCCCCGCCCGGGCCGCGAGCCCUCCACCAAGGUGCUGGGGCAAUGGGUGCUCCGCGCCGCUGGCCGCCCGUCUUCCCGGGGCCCCCGCCGGGGCUGCUGCUCCUGCUCCUGAGCGGGCUGGCCCCGGGUCGCGCCUCCCCGCGGCUCCUGAACCACCCGGCGCCCGUCUGCUCCCAGCAGGGGCUGAACUGCACAGUCAAGAAUAGCACCUGCCUGGAUGACAGCUGGAUCCACCCUCCAAACCUGACCCCCUCAUCCCCAAAAGACAUCCAGAUCCAGCUGCACUUUGCCCACACCCAGCAAGGAGACCUAGUCCCUGUGAUUCACAUUGAAUGGACACUGCAGACAGACGCUAGCAUCCUUUACCUGGAGGGUGCAGAGUUAUCUAUCCUGCAGCUGAACACCAAUGAACGUUUGUGUGUCAAGUUUGAAUUUCUGUCCACACUGAGGCAUCAUCACAAGCGGUGGCGUUUUACCUUCAGUCACUUUGUGGUGGAACCUGGCCAGGAGUAUGAGGUGACUGUUCAUCACCUGCCCAAGCCCAUCCCUGACGGGGACCCAAACCACCAGUCCAGGAACUUCCUUGUGCCUGACUGCAUGGACCCCAGGAUGAAGAUAACCACGCCGUGCGUGAGCUCAGGCAGCCUGUGGGAUCCCAACAUCACCGUGGAGACCCCAGAGGCCCACCGGCUACGGGUGGGCUUCACCCUGUGGAACGAGUCUACCCAUUACCAGAUCCUGCUGAACAGUUUUCCACACACGGAGAACCAGAGCUGCUUCGAUCAUGUAUUGGAUAUACCCAAGCCCACACCAGAGGAUUUCCACCAGCGGGCCAAUGUCACGCUCACCCUACCCAACUCUCAUUGGUGCUGCCGCCACCAAGUGCAGAUCCAGCCCUUCUUCAGGAGCUGUCUGAACGACUGCCUCAGACACUCCGUGACCGUGCCCUGCCCAGAAAGCCCAGAUCUUCCAGAUAUGCCACUGUGGGUGUACGGGUUCAUCACGGGCAUUGCCAUCCUGCUGGUGGCUUCCGUCAUCCUGCUGAUCGUCUGCAUGACUUGGAGGCUCCCUGGGUCUCGUCAUGAAAAAUACAGUAAUGACACCAAAAACACAGCUAUCCUGCCUGCUGCUGGCCUGACGCCCCCCCCACUGAAGCCCAGGAAGGUCUGGAUUGUCUACUCUGCCGACCACCCCCUCUAUGUGGACGUGGUCCUAAAGUUCGCCCAGUUCCUGCUCACUGUCUGCGGCACCGAAGUGGCCCUCGACCUGCUGGAGGAACAGGUCAUCUCAGAGGUGGGGGUCAUGACCUGGGUGGGCCGCCAGAAGCAGGAAAUGGUAGAGAGCAACUCCAAGAUCAUCAUCCUGUGCUCCCGAGGCACGCAGGCCAAGUGGCAGGCCAUCCUCGGCUGGGAGGAACCCACCAUCCAGCUUCGGUGUGACCGCUGGAAGCCCGCUGGGGACCUUUUCACAGCGGCCAUGAAUAUGAUCCUACCAGACUUCAAGAAGCCAGCCAGCUUUGGCACCUACGUCGUCUGCUACUUCAGUGACAUCAGCAGUGAGAGUGACAUCCCCGACCUCUUCAGCAUCACUCCCAGGUACGCACUCAUGGACAGAUUUGAGGAGGUGUACUUCCGGAUCCAGGACCUGGAGAUGUUUGAACCUGGCCGGAUGCACCGCGUUGGGGUGCUCACAGGUGAAAACUACCUGCAGAGCCCCAGCGGCUGGCAGCUCAAGGAAGCCGUGGAGAGGUUCCGGGAGUGGCAGGCUCAGCGGCCUGACUGGUUUGAUCGUGAGAACCUUUGCCUGGCAGAUGACCAGGACCUCCCAUCCCUGGACGAAGAGGUGUUUGAAGAGCCACUGCUGCCUCUGGGAGGAGGAAUUGUCAAGCAGAAGCCCCUGGUGCGGGAACCUGCCUCCGAGGGCUGCCUGGUGGUAGAUCUGCUGGUCGGCGAGGAAGGAAGAGGACUGUCAAGGCUGGAACCUCAGCUUCAGCCCCAGGGGGAGCUGGCAGCCCAGACGCUCCAAACUGCAGUGGUCCCAGUAGAGAAGCUCCCUCCAGCUCAGGCAGUGGAACCUGUCCCCAGAGCUGUUGGAAGCAGCGCAGCCAGCCGGUUGGCCGUGGUGGAGGGCGAUGAGGCCUGCCCGCUGCUGGAGGGCUGUGGCCCUCAGCGGAACAGUGUCCUCUUCCUCCCUGUGGACUCAGAGGACCCCCCUCUCUGCAGCACCCCAACGGCAUCACCCGACCACCUCCCGGAGGAUGUAAGGGAGGAGCUUGAAGACUUAAUGUUCUCCCUCUUCCAGCAGAGUCUGAGCUGCCAGGCCCAGGGUGGGUGGGAGAGACCGGCUGUGGCCCACAAAGACCCACACACGCCCUACGAGGAGGAGCAGCGGCAGUCGGUGCAAUCUGACCAGGGCUACAUCUCCAGGAGCUCCCCGCAGCCCCCUGAUGGACUUACGGAAAUGGAGGACGAGGAAGAGCAGGGCCUGGGGAAGUCGGCCGAGCACCUCUCUCCUGAGGACCUGCAGAGCCUGAGAAGCCUCCAGCAACAGCUUUUCUUCCAAGAGCUUCAGAAGAACUCUGGCUGGGACAGUGUGGAGCCGGAAAGGCCGGCCUCGUAGGGGUCCCCCAAACCCAGAGUGCUGAAAGAAGGAUGUGUGUGUUCACAGGUGCACACGUGUGUCUGUAGAUGUAUGUAUGUUCAUGUGUGAAAUGUAUACCUUUCAAAUGUAGACAUCUUGAUUCUGAUCCCAGGGUAUCCCUUUAACUUUUCUUUCUGUGACCGUCUGGUCAUCUUCCAUCCCCACAAGGAUCCAGAGCCCAUUCCCAGGAGCUAAUGGCAGAGUGUCCCUAAGUCUCCAUCAUUUAUUCGUUCAUUCAUUCAGCUUUAUUUUGCACGUACUACAUGCCGGGCAUAUGAGAUAACAAGGAUAAAUUGCACCCAACAUGGCCCUGGCCACCAAGGAGCUUCAUCUCUAGUGAAAGGGGCAGUAAACAGAGAUUGGUCAUGCAAGAUGUAAAGGCUGAAUGGAGGCCUGCCCAGGGCUAUGAAAAUACCCAGAAGGGGCCCUUGGCCCAGGGAGAAAUUCCUGGAGGAG